Messenger RNA from Cinara cedri, 11718 nucleotides. NCBI's taxonomy places the organism in Eukaryota, Metazoa, Arthropoda, Insecta, Hemiptera, Aphididae. The record is from the annotation of a GenBank genome assembly.
AUGGAUUUUCUUAAUGAUGCGGGUAAAGACAAACUUUUAUUUUCAAUGGGUACCGGGAUUUUGAUACCAUUGUCUGACAUACCAAAAGAAUUGAACACUAAAUUAUCAUGUUUUUUAAAACUUGAGAGUGUUAAAAUUACGGACAGUAAUUAUAAGUUUAUGCUUGUAAAAUUGGAAGCAUCUAUAAAUCCUUUUCAAGACAUAAAAACAGUAACCGAAAAUGUAAGUAAUAAGUGUAUACUUAUUUUAAAGCUAAUUAUUUUAAUAAAUAUUUCAUUUUGAAUACCUAGACUUUAGCACAUUUGUCUGCAAAUAGAGAUAUUUUUAAAAAUUAUUCACACGACAUUGAAGUAGCCUUUCAGGACAGGCUUAAUGAUUUUUUAACCAACUUAAAAAACGUAUUAUCUGCACAGAACAAAAACCGCAUAACCUUAGUAAUGCCUUUUGGAUUUGAAAAUAUUGAUAUUGCUUUAAAAAACAUCGAAACCAGGUAAUUAUGCUUUUCGUAUUAUUUCGUAACUAUUAACAUGUUUUUUGUAUUAUAUAAUUAAACACAGCAAUUAUUCUAACAGAUAAAUGUAGUUUUAGUAGUUAAAUAUUUUCCACUCGGGGGAGGGGUGGUAAUUUAUUUUUUUUAUUUCUAACGGUUUUUCUAAAAUAUUUGAAAAUAAAAACAAAUACACCUAACCAUGAAAUCGACUUUAAUUGCUAUUACGGUAACCAGUCAACCAGAUUACCCCUGAAUCCUUAUUAGUUUGUAAUGAUUUUUAGUUGAUUCCAGUAUAUAGGUAACCAUAAUUACCUUUUAUCUUACUUUAUUUUUUUCUAGUGAUGGAAAAAUGAUAGACGAAGUAUUAAAACUGAGACUAGAAGAACAAGUAUACGUGUGGUUUAAACAAAUUAGUACAUUGGUACAAAUUAUGCCAGAUUCGAUUCUUGAACUAGAUCCCAAUGCAACGCAUGCAAAUUGCAAGUGUUAAACAAAUAUAUAAUAACAUAUAUUUUGAUAACAUUUUAAUCUCAGUAUAUUUCAAAUUUCUACACAGACUUCGAUUUCUGGAUCAAUCGAGAAAAAAAACUAGUCGAUUUUUUUCAACAAAUAAUCCCAGAAAUCGGCGAUUACUUGUUAGUGACAAAAAGCUCAUCUUUGAGCGUUUAUAGACAAUUAAUGACCAUUGGGAUGAUUGGUACCUAAAUAAUAAUAUAAUAUAAUAAUUAUUAAAUUAGUUUUAUUAUUUAUUAUUAUUAAAAAACAUAAAAAUUUCCGUUUUUGUCUAAAAUUCAACUAUAUUAUAACAAUUCAUCGUUGUAUUUGUUUUCAAAUAGAAAAAAAGAACACGAAACUCAUCAACAUGUUCUUGGGAACACUCACUAAACCUAUCAAUAAAAUUGAAAGUAACGGUUUGGUCGAGUCAAAAUUAGAAUUGUCUGCGUUAUGGAGGACAUUGGUACUUAUAUGGAUAAACUGUUUAUGUUUUCAAAAUUACAACNAGAACAUACACAAGAUUAAUGACGUUCUAGACAUCAUAAGUUAUUUCAAGUAAACCAAAUUAAUAGUUACUAUGUUAAUAAUAUUAAUGUAUUAUGUAGGUAAAUUAUGUAUGCUGCGGUAAUAUAUAAUCUUAAAAUGUUUUUUUCACAGAAAUCAAUUCAAAAUUGUUCAAAUGGAAUAUUUUUCUGAAAAAUUUGAAAAAUUCAAAUUGAAAAAUCCUGUAUUACGCAAUUUGAAACCACGUUAUUGGAACUUUCGUACUUGUGAUUUGUUUGAAAGGCUCGACGCAUUUGAAGAGAGGUUAAAUUGCCUCAAGGUGAGUGAGAAAUUAUACCAAGUACCCCUUGGGAAUUCUAUACUUGUACGUACUGAUUUUAAAAGUUAAGAUGCAUAAUAUUAUAUAAUUCAAUCAGAAAUAGUAAAACAUGGUUAUUCUUUCACAUUUUAGUAUAUAGUUAGAUGGUUAAACAUUCUAUUUUUUAAAUCUAUAGCAAAAAUAAAAUAUUUAUAAAAUAUUAUAAUUUAAUAGUAUUACUCCUAUCUUCUAGUCAACUAUAUGAAAACUAUAAUCAUUUUUCAAGUAGGUAUUUAUAGUUUAGGUAUUAUUUUGACUGCAGUUUUUUUAUAAAAAAAAUAAAUUUUGUCGACGUUUCAAAAGUUUUAUUCCUAUUAUAUACACCGUACUUUGUGUUGUACGAUGUUUCACCGUUUUCGUGUUCAUUAAUAACUUUGUUCCAAUUUUAUUUAUUAUAUUAUACAUGAUUUUUGAAUCGUAUUACUGCAUUGACUAUGGUGCAUGUAUACUUAAGUAAGUACAUCGUAAUAUUCAAUACAAUUAAAGUUUCAAUAAUAUUAUAUUAUUUGCAAAAAUCAAUUUUCUACAUAUUAUAAUCACCUGUAUAAAAAUGUAGUAUCUAUACUCACGAUAUAUUUAUUUUUAUUCUAUACAUUUCAGUCUAUGCUGCUUAACUUUAUCGAUUAUCAAAAAUUAGAAAAAAUCGAAGUGAGUGGACUCAUGAGCCGUAUGUAUACGCCAAUGCUCGAACGCGUGUUUCUUAGGUAUUCAAAGUACCUAGAGUUAAUGAGUUCCAUUGCGUAUGAUCCAUUGGACCUGUUUAACGAAGAGCCAAAUAAAUUAUUUCGGGAGAAUCAUAAUUACUAUGUAAACUUAUCAAAUGAUNUGAUCCAUUGGACCUGUUUAACGAAGAGCCAAAUAAAUUAUUUCUGGAGAAUCAUAAUUACUAUGUAAACUUAUCAAAUGAUAUUGACCAUCGUUUAGCCACCCUGGCCAAAUCAUGUUACGAAAACAGUAACGAUUUAAUGACACUUCAUAAGGUAUACUUCCUAUAUCUUUCUAUAUUUAUGUAGAUGUUUUUAUAUGUACACAAUAUUACGUUGACAGUCGAUUUGCGUACAUUAACCUGAGGUGCAAGGGCGCGACCCGUUUCACCCAUAUUAGAUCUUUACCAUUUCGCCCAAAUACCCGUUUCGUCCAAAUACAUUUUAAUAAUUUUAAAAUUAGGUUGGCAAUGGUUUUUUAAUAAUAAUGAAAUUAUAAUAUUAAAAAUUAUUUAAAAAAUCAUUACAAAAUAGAAAUUAUAAUUUUUUUAAAUGUCUAUACAUGCUUUUUACACUCAUACCAAGUUAUUUUUCAGAUCUAAAUAUGUAUAUAAAUGUAUAAGUUUUGAAUUAUAUCCUUGUCGUUCUCUCAUUUUUUUGUCUUAUUUUUAGAGGAGGGGGGAGAGAAUUUCAACACUACAAAUUUGUAUAAAAUAAUAAAAAACUAAUUUCUCAUAUACAUUUUUAAAUAAUUUUCUAUUUAUUUUAAUUAUUAUUAUUAUUCAAAAACAAUUACCAACUUGAUUUUAAAAUGUUUUUUGACGAAAUAGGAAAGGUCAAAUUUGGACUAAACGGGUCCCAUCCGGGAUAUACCCGUUAAUGGUUGGUUUAUAAUAUGCACGUACUGUGACUAUUUUCAGUUCUUAUUGGUGUUCGGUGUGGACUUGUUGGAAAAACCGAUCAUAGCAGAUUCCGUGAAAGAACACAACGAAAAAAUAUUGAGCCUGCUGGAAACAGAAUUGACCUAUCAGUUGGUGAGCCAUCUAUUAUUUUUGGUAUUUAAAAUAUAGGAACGAUCUUUUAACCAAAAACCGUAUUUGCCGUGGUUACUUGAUUUAUAGAAAAUCCUGGAUUCGAUGACCAGAACAAAGCUCACCAGGGAAGUUGAUAGGAAUGACUAUUAUGAGUCACGUUUCGUACCCGAAAAAAUGGACCUACGGUAUCCGCCGGUGGCCAGGAUAAUAAUAUGGGGCCACUCGCAGAAAAAUCGGUUAAUGGAAAAUGUCCUCUCAACACGGAGUUUAGAACUACCGUAAGCACAUCAUUAUCUCGGUAUUUUGGUUUUUUCGGUCAAAAUAGAGCUGGUACUGGAGAUAUACCUGGUAUAUGUUACUAGCAAUGUGAACGUGCCCGUGCAAUGUGAACGGCAGAUAUAAUACUAAAAAUAUAAUGGUCUAAUACUUAUCUACAUGUAUAUAGGUUGCCCCAAGAAGAUAUACCCCUUGAAAACCGAUGUUAGUUAGGGAAUAAGCUAAUGGUGUUCCGCGAUAACAUAGGUUUUCACACGGAUUAGUAGAAAUUUAAACGGUUGUUACUUUGAAACUAUUCAUCGGAUAAAAAUGUGUGAUACAUUAAAAUUUUCAUUAAAUAAUAAAAUACAUUUAUUUUUAAAUUGUUUACUAAAAAAUAAAUUUGAUGCAAAUAUAAAUAUUUGCAGCCCUCAUCCCUGUGAGUAGUAUAAAAAAAAAAAAACAGAAUUUGAUUAUCUUUAUUAUCUAAGGAGAUAUUCAAGGGGUACAAGGGGUAUUCAGACUGUACUGUUACGAUAAAAGNCAAAACCGUAUUUGCCGUGGUUACUUGAUUUAUAGAAAAUCCUGGAUUCGAUGACCAGAACAAAGCUCACUAGUGAAGUUGAUAGGAAUGACUAUUAUGAGUCACGUUUCAUACCCGAAAAAAUGGACCUACGGUAUCCGCCGGUGGCCAGGAUAAUAAUAUGGGGCCACUCGGAGAAAAAUCGGUUAAUGGAAAAUGUCCUCUCAACACGGAGUUUAGAACUACCGUAAGCACAUCAUUUAUGUCGGUAUUUUGGUUUUGUCGGUCAAAAUAGAGCUGAUACAGGAGAUAUACCUGGUAUAUGUUACUAGUUAAAAACCGAAAUAGCAGAGGAAUAACGAGAAAAUUUACGAAAUAAAAUGUAGAUAUUGGUUAAAAAUAUUACGCCCUUCUUUUUUCCUGUGAACAAAUUUUCUACCAGCAAAUUUGCUCCAAUUUAUAAUGAUAGCACUUUUUCUGAAAUGAAAUUUAACAGGACAGGUACUUUAAGGAGGUAAUUUUUCGAUUUUCCCGAAAGCUUUCCCAGCAAAUGUUUUUCACAUUUUUCACCAGGAAAAACAUGAGAAAACUGGGAAAUACGAUAAGACCGGUAUAACAUUAAACAAAUAUUAUUAAAGAAAAUAUAUAAUGCCUACUUAAUUAUUUUACUAUGAUAUGAUAUAUUUAUUGUUGACGAAACAUCACUAUCAACUGAACUCCGCUCAGAAUCGUUUUUUCGUCAGCAAUGGUUUAUCGUUACUUCCAGGUAUAUAUUAAAUUAUUUAUAACAGUAGUUGCACCGGUUUCCAUUAUCCUAGGACAGUUUAUAUAUAUAUAUAUACAUAUUAAUUUUUAAAUACUACUUAAACAAUAUUUUUAUAUUAUUAAAUAUUUUGUUGAUUAUCUUUGUAGAAUUAUGGAUUGUCCAAAAGCCAUUCAGAUCGAAUUAAAAAUUAAAGAAUUAAACCGUAGACUAGAAAACUAUGUACGCAAUAAAUUUGACGAUUGGGCGAGUUUUGUGCCUUUACAAAUCAAGGAGAAAAUUGAAUACUCACUGUUUAAAAUUAACAAAGAUGAAACAAUCGAAAUGAAUUUCCCAAAAGAAGUAAUAAACUUGUUAUAAUAUCUUUCAUACCAGUUAUUAAUAUGAUGUGUAUUGAUAAAUAAAAUAUUAUAAUAUUUUAUUUGAAGCUCGAUGCUGCUAUCAAAGAAACCAGAUAUAUGUUAAUGGGCGAAUUAUAUUACAAAAACCCGCUGUUGACUAUUACUACGAAAGAUAUUCCAUACGAAGCGAUUGAGCUCUAUAAAAGAGAGAAAAAGAUUAUGUCUUAUAAACACGAUAUUGAAGACAUAGUAAAUUGGUCAGUAAUAAUUAUCAAUAUGAGUGUGUAACAUUAUAAAAAUUAUUUAUUAAGUAGUUAUACCUAUUUGAAAUAUAGAUAGAUAUUAUUUAGAACAAUUAAAUAAUACAAAUUAUUUCUUAUUCUAUAUCACUGAAUUGUAUUAAAUUAAUUUAUUAUUGUUAAUAAUUGAAUUGUAUAUAAUUGCACUUGGUCUGUUAUUUGUUAACAUCUAACUAUAAGUUUAAUUCUGUUAUACGUUUAGGUCGCUUGGGGUAAAAAAAUAAAAUAGAUACAUAUAAUAUGGUAGAAUUGGUAGUAGGUAUAGAAAAACAUUAAGUUGCACAAUAACGAAUUACACAUAAAACAGUAUCUAUUUGAACAAUAGGUACAUGUUUUGGUAUACCUUACCCAUGCAUUAUUUUUGUUUGUCAUUUAAUAAUCGUAUGUAUUAACUAGACUAUUUGUAUAUGUAUAGGUAUAAUACGCUGAAAAAGGAUACUCACCCUGCAGAAUUACAAUUAAUCAUUAACUAUGUCGAGGAAAUUGAUAAUCUUAUUAGCGACGCUCAAAUGUUUGUCACAUGGAACUCUGAAGGUAAAUAAAUUGUUUUAAUUUGAUAUGAAUCUAUACAAGGAUGUAGCUAAACAUUUUAUCAAGGGGAGGGGGCAACAAAUAAUCAAGACAUGAUUAGUGUUUUUGUACAUAUAUUUAAAUAUUUUUACUCACGUCGUGUUAAAUUUUAGAUUCUAAAGCGAUUAAAAAAGCUUAUGAUUUUACAAAGAUAUUUUUUUUUUCUGAAGACAAAUUUUCUAUCAGCAAUUUGCUCCAACUUUUAAUGAUAGUAAUUCUUUUAAAAGAAAAUUUCACUGAGGAGGAACCUUAGAGAGGUCAUUUUCUGAUUUGACCAGCAAAUGAUUAAAACUUUUUAUUUUUAUUUUGACGUACUAUAGUUUUAACGAAGUCUAUCAUAUCCACCUCCUAUUUGAUGAACAACUUCCUGAAAAGCUUUUAUAAGAUUUUUUACUUCAACAUCUACAUUUUGACGAUAGGUUUUUAAGACACCUACUAAGAAUUUUUUUUAAGUGACCUACACAUGUGAAAACGUUCAAAAUUUUGCCUGUAGUGCAUUAACAAUAGGCUCUAAUAAAAAAUAAUUUUAUUUUUAUAUGUACACAAAGUAUACACAUAUUUUAAACCUAUGUAACCUAACCUAACCGAAUGUUUUAAAUUAGCAGAGUUAUUUCCAUGAUAAGCAUGAAAAAAACAAAUUGUAUUUAAGCACAUGAAAUAUUCGCGUCUAUUCCUUCUCCAAUUUAAAAUUUCGUUAAAAUGUUAUAUUUUUUAGUUAAUAACAGAAAGGGGCACUUUCCCCUACACUGGUUACGUUCUUAAAUCCAUACAUAAAUAGGUACCUAUAAUAGAUAUGCUAUUAUGUUUACAAAUUAGAUUUAGUGUAUCCGGUUGAAAACGAAAAUGUUUUAUACGGAGAAGAAGUAGAAAACGAACAACAGCCUCUGCUUACAAAAAUAGAAGCAACAAUUAGAGCUAUUCAUAGUUUGACUAAGAGCGUUUACGAACGUUUAAUGCAAAUUAAAGACAACUUUAAAAAAAUAAAAAUACUCAGCAGUCAAUGGGAAAAUACACCAAUGUAUGUGCGUGAAAAGACCACGAAGCUUAUAAUGCUUGGCGACCGAUUGACCUACUUCAAAACCAAUAGGUACAAGGAAAUAGAUAAUGCUAGUUCGAAGAUACACCAAUUGCUCAAGGAAGACCUUUUGCUGUUUCACAAUGUACCUUUAGUGGACCCAAAUCGGGGUAAAUUAUAAAUUGGCUAAUAAGGUCGAUUUGCUGUUGACAUAUAAUAUUGGUUUUUUCAUACAAUAAUAAUAAAUACGUUGAGAAUACAAUCCCAGAAUUUUGGAAUUAAUUGGAACCAAUCCCAGGAUCUUCAUAAUAAUCCAGGGAUUUAACGGGACCACGAGAUUGUAUUCUUUAAAUUCUGUCUUGUAUUAUACAAUAUAAACCGUGUAUAUUAAAUUUUUUUUUUCUAUUGUGCUUCACAUUUUAGAAUAUGAUUACAUCGAUGAAAUGGAUGUCGGAAUUGAAGAAGAAGUAGAAGAGGAAAGUGUAAAACCGAAGCUGUUAGAAGAAGAGCAAGAAGAAAUAAUAGACUCUGUUUUAGGAGAAUCUAUCAACGAAACGGAGUCUGUUUAUUUAAAUGAAGAAGAAAAUGCAGAGGAAGAAGAAAAACAGCUGUUAAACGACGAUCAAGACGAAGAAAUGAUGUUUGAUGAAAUGGGGGAAGAAGAAAUAAAAUUGAAUUACAUUGAUACUCAGGUAGAAAUAAUAUUAUCAGACCUAGGAAGAAAAUUAUUAUGGGAAGAAUAUAAAAAAUAUGUCGACGAUGCAGUUUUUGUGUGUUUACAAAAUGCUAUUCUAAUCAGGUAAUUGACAAAACUAUAAAAAAAACAUAAUAAAAUAUUAAAGUACUUCAAAAUAUGCACCAGUGCGUGUACAAGAAAUUAACUUUCAAAACUUUAAAUAGAUUAGGCUGGGCUAAUAUUGUGAGGAAUAUGGUCUAAACACUUUAAAUAAUACAUAUAUUUACAAUAUCUCUGCAUUUACUCGUAUAUAAAAAAACACUUCCAAUAUGUUUGUCCUAGAUGAUCUGGUAUGCUUUUUCUGUUUUAGAUUCGGAACGUGGCGAGGAAUAUAUUAACUUUAUAAUGAUGUUUAUUUAUAUUUUUUUUCUUUUAACUGUGAACAACUUUUCUACCAGAAAUCUUGCUCCGAUUUUCAAGUGUAGAACCUCUUUUGAAAGAAAAUUUAAUCUCGGUGGUCUAUUGAUAAAGUAAUUUCUUUUGGUUUUCCAAGCCCUUGGAAGCCUUUUCUCGAUAGGAAAAAACGUAAAAACCAGGAAAAACUGAGGAAUGUACGUACUUAUAAAAAAAAACUUCGCUCCCAAUCGUUUUUUGUUAGCAAUUGUUUAUCGUUGCGUACAGAUAUAAAUUAAAUUCUCCUUUAUAUCCUUCCUUCCCAACUUCUUAUCUACAGUGGGCCACCUAUUAUGCGAAGUAUGCCCGUCUUUUUAUAAUUAAUUUUCAAAUAAAGGGCAAUUUUAUAGAUUCAAUUAAAUACAUUUUAUAGAUCCAUAAUGUUUAAUUAUUUUCGUAUUGUUAUUAAUAUUAGAGGCGUAUAGGAACUAAACUAUACGCCAAUAAAUUUACCUAUUGCAAUUAAUGUUUGAUAAAUACUUAAGCUAAUGUUUUAUUUAUGUUUAGUCUAAAGUAUAUUCAUCAAGACUUAAAAAAUGUACAAGAAUGUACUGCGAUAUUUAUGGCUAUGUACGUUCUCAAUGAAAAGGGUCCAAUUUUUUCGCCCGAUUUCAAUAUUAAUAAUAGUCCUAAUUUCUAUGGAAUUAUUGAUUCCUUGCUUGAGGACAUAGUUGAAAUGGGAUUGCACAUGAAAAGAANAUAGAGGUAUUAUUGUAAUUGGCGGUUUCCCAUCACUAGUUUUCCCAUAAUUAAUUUGAAGUCUAUCUAUACACACAUUGCCUAAUAAAAAAACACCUUUUACAUAUAAUACCUAUAUUUAUUUGUUUGGCAUUGUUGAUUAAAUAAUUAAAUCUGUUAUAUUUAGGCCCUUGACUAUAUCGCUCAGUAUAAAACUUACUCUUCGGUAUGGCUUACUGAUAAAAACGACGCAUUGUCAUUGUUUUUAACAUAUGGCAAAGAUCUGACCGAUGAUGAAAUGAAUCUACGUUUUGAAAUAGACAAAGAAGGAAAUCUAGUUGUUCCUCAUUCUUUUCCGAAACUUAGUUCGUUCAAGGAAAAAGUAUACAAAGAAAAUAUAUUUUUUUUAGUUAUAUUGACUUAAUAAUAUUGAUUUUUAAAUUUAGAUUGAUUCGUAUGAUAAUCUUUAUCAAAAAAUCAAUAAAAUAGUGGAAACUAUCACACUUGAUUAUUGGUUAACCAUUGAUAUUAAUCCUUUUAAAAAAGAUCUUUUGAAUUUAGUUGCUAGUUGGUCAGACUUAUUUAAAACGUAUUUGGUUGAUGAAGUGGUGAACAGGUAAAAUGAGAAGAAUUAGUAAUUAGUACUUUUUCUCGUUUACUAUCAUUUUUUUUUAAAUUUUUUUUAGUCUUCGCUCGUUACUCGAGUUCACCAAAGAUACAGAUAGUGGUCUUUUAAAACCAUUAGAAGAAGGAGAUUAUGAUGGCCUAGUGAGUGUCAUGGGUCAUUUAUUUAGAGUUCGAGAAAAACAAGAACAAUAUGAUUCAAUGUUUGAGCCAUUGGCAAAUACAUUACAUCUACUUAAAAUCUAUGACGUAGAAAUGCCAGAAGAUGUGUAUUCUUUAAUGCAGGUCAGAUCAUUAUUAUUGUACUAUACAUUUUAAUUAUCCCAAGUAUCUGUUUUAAUUACUAAAUUUUUGUUUGCGAGGUAUACAUUUUUUGUUUUCUUAGGAAUUGCCAGACAAAUGGAACACAACCAAGAAAAACGCAAUGACCACUAAAUCACAAGUAGUACCCUUAAUUCAAAUCGAAGGAAUAAUAAUAAGUAAAAGAAUUAUUUUAUUGAGCAUACGGGAAACUUUGUUCAAAAAUAAUUUCUUAACCAUGCCCCAAUUUGAGUAAGAAUCUGUAAUUUUGUAUUUUAAUUCUUUUAAAAAUAUGUAUUAACAGUUCGUAAAUAACUUUAUGUAUUAUAGCAUAAAUUGUAAAAAUGCAUAUAUAGAGAUAGAUAAGACAAAUAAAGAUUUAAUGGAAAUACAGGAUUUGCAUGAUAAAUUACUUUCUCAAGCUUUAUUAUUUGAAAUAACACAACCAGAAGCUGGGAUUUUGGAAUCAACUAAAUUACAUUUACAGCUAAAUAAACAGCUAUGGGAUUUCAUUUAUUUGGUUAAAAGUUGGAUAAAUUUAUGGCUGAUGACUUUAUGGAUAAACAUAGAUUCUGAAUUUAUGGAUAUGGAACUAAAACGAUAUUCCAAAGAUUUAAAACGUAUACUUGACAUGUUUAAAGGCUUAAAUAUAUUUUGAAUACAUUAUUAUUAAUAAUUAAUGUUGAUUUAAAGUAAUGGACAAAGAAAUGCGCGAUUGGCCAUUAUUCAUAGGCAUUGAAAAAGUAGUUAAAACUAUGAUAACUUCGUUGAAGGCAUUAACUGAACUUCAAAACCCAGCAAUGAAAGACCGGCACUGGGCUGAACUUGUAAAAGUUACAAAUGUAAUAUUACAUAUUUAGAAACUAUUUUAAAUAAAACUAAUUUAAAACUAAUAGAUUUUCACCGUUAAAUUCUUAUAGGUACAAUUUUCCAUUGACAAAACAACUACUUUAAAUGAUUUAGUAAAACUUAAUUUACACGAAUAUGAAGACGAUGUGAAAAAUAUUGUCNCGUUGAAGGCAUUAACUGAACUUCAAAACCCAGCAAUGAAAGACCGGCACUGGGCUGAACUUGUAAAAGUUACAAAUGUAAUAUUACAUAUUUAAAAACAAUUUUAAAUAAACUAAUUUAAAACUAAUUGAUUUUUACCAAUAAAUUAUUUUAGGUACAAUUUUCCAUUGACAAAACAACUACUUUAAAUGAUUUAGUGAAACUCAAUUUACACGAAUAUGAAGACGAUGUGAAAAAUAUUGUCGAUAUGGCCGUUAAGGAAAUGGCUAUGGAUAAAUCAUUGAAAGAAUUCAAUGAAACAUGGAACUCUAUGCAGUUUGAGUAUCAGCCCCAUUCAAGGACAAAAGUUAAUUUACUUAAAGUACGGGAUGAAAUAAUAGAAACAUUAGAAGAUAAUCAAGUACAAUUACAAAAUAUGAUGAACUCGAAGUUCAUUGGACAUAUGUAUAACGAAGUGUCGAGUUGGCAAGCAAAGUUAAACACUGCAGAUCGUGUAAUAAAUUUAUGGGUAGAAGUUCAAAGAACAUGGGCUUAUUUAGAAGCGAUAUUUAUUGGCUCUGAUGACAUAAGGACACAGUUACCAGAAGACACGAGAAGGUUUGAAAAUCUCGACAGAGAUUUUAAG